This is a messenger RNA of Phlebotomus argentipes, 1714 nucleotides long. RefSeq names its product protein hedgehog (gene hh). Gene Ontology annotation, biological process: cell fate specification; smoothened signaling pathway; multicellular organism development. Bases 1 to 1188 code for a protein of 395 amino acids. Lineage: Eukaryota; Metazoa; Arthropoda; Insecta; Diptera; Psychodidae. The record is from RefSeq and is a predicted model, not a curated record. The transcript is spliced from 3 exons. Gene Ontology annotation, molecular function: calcium ion binding; patched binding.
AUGAGGAUCAUGGUGCUGGUGAUUGUGGUCCACUUGGUGGAUGCCUGUGGCCCGGGCCGAGGGAUCGGCGGCCAGCGUCGCGGCCGAAAGCUCACACCUCUCGUGUUCAAGGAGCACGUUCCCAACGUGUCGGAAAACACUCUUGGAGCCUCCGGAUUGCCCGAGGGCGCGAUCACGCGCGACGACGAUCGCUUUCGGGACUUGGUGCCAAAUUACAAUCGCGACAUUAUCUUUAAGGACGACGAGGGAACAGGAGCUGAUCGUCUAAUGACCCAGCGCUGCAAGGAGAAACUCAACACCUUGGCGUGGUCUGUGAUGAAUCAGUGGCCAGGAGUGAGGCUCAGAGUGACUGAGGCUUGGGCUGAGGAGCGACUGCACGGUCACGAAUCGCUCCACUACGAAGGACGAGCCGUGGAUAUCACGACAUCCGACAAGGAUAAGAGCAAAUACGGAAUGCUGGCCAGGUUAGCUGUUGAGGCCGGUUUCGAUUGGGUCUUUUACGAGAGUCGAGGCUACAUUCACUGUUCAGUAAAGUCAGACUCAUCGCAGGCUUCGUACACCUCAGGGUGCUUUACGGCGUCCAGUACGGUGGUGACGCAGUCAGGAGAGCGCCGCCGACUGGCGGACUUGAGGAUAGGCGAGCGAGUGUUGAGCAUUGACAGCGAGAGUGGGCGGCCAGUCUUCAGCGAAGUCAUGCUCUUCCUUGACCGAAACGCCGACGAGGAGCGACAGUUCAUGCAAAUCGAGGCAGAAGCCGGAACACACCUGACAGUGACUCCGAGUCAUUUGCUGAUGAGUGUGAACAGCGUGGGCCGACGAAGCUUCGUAUUCGCUGAUCGCGUGGAGGAGGGCGAUCUGCUGCUUGUGGCUGUAAAUGGAACGACACUGGUGCCCCGUCGCGUGACCCGCGUCUCAGUCACGCUGUCGCGUGGCGUGUUUGCGCCACUCACGCGCGCCGGCACGAUCAUUGUGGACUCCGUGGCAGCCUCGUGCUACGCUCUAGUCGAUAGUCAAGCGGUGGCUCACUGGAGCUUCCUGCCUGUGCGCGCUGCUAAGACCAUCAGUCGAUGGUUCAGUCCUGCCCAGGAGCCCGAAGCCUCGCGACAGAACGGCAUUCACUGGUACGCGAAGGCUCUCUACGCCAUUAAGGAUUAUAUGCUGCCCGCCAAACUGCUCCAUCAGCACUGAGACCGAGCGCCCAAGCUCUACAGCCAAUGCCCAAAAACCAUUCACAGAGACGCCGCUUGAGGAGGCGAGAGACAAUAAAUCACAUCCAGUGUACGUUUAAGCGCGCAAAACUCUUCUUUUUAAACAAAUUUAAAUAAUUUAUGCAAUUCUCACGCUGGCCAGUGACGAGUUUGAUGGACAUUUCAAUAAGUAAUAAAAUAUUGCGAAUAAGAAAAAGGUGAUAUAGAUUUUUCCCGUGUAAUUAAUUAAAAUUAUGUAAUUUAUCACUCUUUUUAUAUAUAUAUAUUUUAUACACAAGACGAAACUCUUCAUUUAAAAAAAAAACAUGAUAGGUUUAUUAAUGUAAAUACGAUGUCAUACUAAAGGAACAUGAUUAGGAAAUUUAUUGGAAAGGCGAGGAAAAAUGCAAAUAGUCGUUUUUUUUUAAAAUUAAUACCACUGCUAGAAGAGAGAUGAGAAGACAUAUUUAAAUAUUUAUAGUGACUUUUAUAAUGUAUAGAAAUUCGUCUAACUAAAGGGAUGUUAG